Symbiodinium sp. CCMP2592 is the source of this 3570-nucleotide messenger RNA. NCBI's taxonomy places the organism in Eukaryota, Dinophyceae, Suessiales, Symbiodiniaceae. The record is from the annotation of a GenBank genome assembly.
AUGCCAGAAAUGCAGCUGCGCAGCCUGGCCCUUGGGACAGCGACAGCUGGGGCUCUGAUCGCGCUGCGCUCCGCGGCGCUGAAGUGGGCAACGAGCAAAGGCGCUGCCACUGUUGGCCCCAGAUGGCUCGCCGUUUGGUUGGGCGUCCAGCUUGGUCGUGUUGCCAACCUUGCCGGGGUCGACUUCGAGACAAAUACCGCAGAGAAGUGGCAUCAUGAUCCACAGCAGCGCCUCGAUCCGGAUCGGCAGUAUCUCACCUGCUGGCAUCCUCAUGGUGCUCUGACUUUUUGCGCGGCCUUCUUCACGAGCAAGAUGGCGGCGCAAUCCACCACAGACGACUGCCCGGGGCCGCGCGGAUGGUUUGUUGGAAUUGCCACACUCCUUUUUCGCUUCCCCUUCGUCGGCGAGUACCUCACGUUGGUAAACGCCCGACCGGUGACGCAAUCGAUGUCGGACAAGGUCCUCCGGGGCGGCCGAAGUUUAGCCUUGCAGCCCGGCGGCAUCCCCGAGCAGGUCGGCACGGAUCACAGGAGAGAACAGCUAGUCUUCCCUCCCAACCUCGGCUUCUGCCGUCUUGCGCUGAAGCACGGGGUCCCGCUGCUUCCGAUCUACGUGUUCGGCGAGAAUCAGGUCUUUACCACCUACGAGUGGGGUCGACAGACCACUGCAAAGCUCUUCAACAGCUUCGGCGUGUGCGUGCCAUUGGUGAACCCCCUCCCGAAUCGGGUGACACUGCACAUGAUGUGGGGAGAGCCAGUCGAAGUGCCGGGGAAAGCCGACGAUCCCGAGGACAGCGAGGUUGAGCGAGUUUUUGCCAGGCGCAGCUUUGUGCGGCUGUCCUUGGCAGACAACUUUGUGGCCCAAGCCUUGCCUUGUGGACAGAGCCCGCAAAAGGGGGCGGUGUUCAGCAAUGAAUCUCAUCAGUAUGCGGCCAAGCCGCCCGAUUUCGCGAAGUCAGACGAGUACUACAUCCACCCCUCAUUGACAGCCCACGACCUUGAUGACACAAUGUCAGGGCCUGACGAAACAUGCAAUUGGAGGGCUCCUCUUGUACCCAUAUCUCCCACAUCGCAGCUCCGACAUCUGAUCGUAGUCGCCUGUGACAGUGGGGUGAUGGGCGGGGGGGGCGGGGUGGAGGUGGCGUGGUGGUUGGACCUCGCUGUCCGUAAGUUUUCGAUUUAUGACAGGCUGUGGUGUGUCUUUGAGUUGGCAGCAUACCGCAAAGUGAAUCCUCAGGGCAGGAUCAUCAUCUCGCCGUUGCUGAGUGAGGCAACUGUGUACUUGAUGUUUAUGUGGGUGCAGCUGGCGUCUGCUGCUUUUCUCAUGGUGCGAACCGGGCCGAAUGGGGGAGAUCCGAUGCGACUUCUGAUGUUGAUGGUCGGCUCCUUCCUCCUGCUGUUUCCUACAUUGCUGCAUGCAGGCAGGCAGAAGCACCGGGCUGACAAGAUGUUACAGGCACAGCUUGGCUGCUUCGAUGUGACAAAUGUCGAAUGCUCGAACGAGUUCGACAAGCAGUGCAUCCACGAAGCCAUCAUCUCGUGGUAUGGAAGUUUAGAUGCCUUUUCAAAUCACAUCCGGGGGCCAUUUCGCCUAGAAGUCGUUGAAUUACUGCGCGCCCAGGGUAGCCUCUCCCCGCAGUACAUCUACAUCGCUACACUCCCGAUUUUUUGCCUGUCGCUCGAGGGUGUCCUGGCACUGUCGAAGGCCGGUGCUCCCUGGGAGUCGAUCUUUGCAUUCUUCGUUGCGCAUGUGCUUGGCCUGGAUGUGCUUUGGCUCCCUGCUGUCGCAAAUUUCGGCGCCUAUAUGACCAAGCGUGGCUUGCGAGUGUGUGGUCGCAGGAUGAUGCCUUACUCGCUUGAGUUUACGAUAGUAUUCUUGCUUUCUUCCGUUCUCUUCGUGGCUGGUGGCUUCUGCACCGUCGUCGUGAGUGCUCGGAGUUUGACAACAGUCCUUGUAUGGCUACUUGUAGCCCUUGUCUUUGCCGUCGCCUGUUGGAAGUUCUGUUGGCUGUCCUUGGCAGACCACUUUGUGGCCCAAGCCCUGCCUUGCGGACAGAGCCCAGCAAAAGGGGGCGGCAUGGCGGUGUUCAGCAAUGAAUCUCAUCAGUAUGCGGCCAAGCCGCCCGAUGUCGCGAAGUCAGACGAGUACUACAUCCACCCCUCAUUGACAGACCACGACAUCACAGACAGCACUUUGAUGCGAGGGAUUUCCCUGCGCAAAACACUCCGCCGAGGAGGCAGUCUCUGGUUGCGUGACCCAUCCGCUCUGACCAGUUCAGAAAGGUUGAAGUUGUACAAUGCAUCGAGGCAGACGUCAAGCUAUGAUAAGUUCUUGUCGCACACGUGGCACACAUCCGGAAGAUGGAAGCUCCUCGCACUGAUGAUGCACACAGGCUGGCAUGCCUUCUUGCUUUCUUGGGCAGUUGGGGUAGCACUUGCAUUCGCGCUCGUGUUGCUGGAUGUGCUGCCGCAAACAACAGUGUGGGAAGCCCAUGCGGUCGGCUUCGACGGCAUGAUUCCGUAUGGCUUCUGGGUCUCUGUCGUGUCAGUUCCUACAGCAAUUGGAGGGCUCCUCUUGUACCCAUAUCUCCCACAUCGCAGCUCCGACAUCUGUUUCUUGGACUACGUCUGCGUAGACCAGACAGACACAGUCAGGAUGGAGCAAGGCAUCAGAUCUAUCGGAGCCUUCUUGGCAUCAUCUUCGGAGCUGCGAGUGCUGUGGAGCGCCCCAUACCUUCAGAGGCUGUGGUGUGUCUUUGAGUUGGCAGCAUACCGCAAAGUGAAUCCUCAGGGCAGGAUCAUCAUCUCGCCGUUGCUGAGUGAGGCAACUGUGUACUUGAUGUUUAUGUGGGUGCAGCUGGCGUCUGCUGCUUUUCUCAUGGUACGAACCGGGCCGAAUGGGGGCGAUCCGAUGCGACUUCUGAUGUUGAUGGUCGGCUCCUUCCUGCUGCUGUUUCCUACAUUGCUGCAUGCAGGCAGGCAGAAGCACCGGGCUGACAAGAUGUUACAGGCACAGCUUGGCUGCUUCGAUGUGACAAAUGUCGAAUGCUCGAACGAGUUCGACAAGCAGUGCAUCCACGAAGCCAUCAUCUCGUGGUAUGGAAGUUUAGAUGCCUUUUCAAAUCACAUCCGGGGGCCAUUUCGCCUAGAAGUCGUUGAAUUACUGCGCGCCCAGGGUAGCCUCUCCCCGCAGUACAUCUACAUCGCUACACUCCCGAUUUUUUGCCUGUCGCUCGAGGGUGUCCUGGCACUGUCGAAGGCCGGUGCUCCCUGGGAGUCGAUCUUUGCAUUCUUCGUUGCGCAUGUGCUUGGCCUGGAUGUGCUUUGGCUCCCUGCUGUCGCAAAUUUCGGCGCCUAUAUGACCAAGCGUGGCUUGCGAGUGUGUGGUCGCAGGAUGAUGCCUUACUCGCUUGAGUUUACGAUAGUAUUCUUGCUUUCUUCCGUUCUCUUCGUGGCUGGUGGCUUCUGCACCGUCGUCGUGAGUGCUCGGAGUUUGACAACAGUCCUUGUAUGGCUACUUGUAGCCCUUGUCUUUGCCGUCGGCUGUUGGAAGUUCUGUUGGCGCCUUUGA